GCAGCCAUACAAUAGAAUAAAGAAGAAGGCGAUUUAUCCUCAUCCGCUGGUUUAUCAGACGUGUGCUUGCUAAAAAUGGCCGCAGAGCAGCAGAAUGAAGUGAAAAUACCGCAAAUGGAGGAAAAUAAGAAGAACAGCAUCGAUGGGAGUUUAGGCCUGGAGAUCCUGCAGAUCAUUAAGGACUCUCAGCAGCAGCAUGGACUCAGACAUGGGGAUUACCAGCGCUACAGGGGUUAUUGCUCCAGACGAUUGCGUCGAUUGAGAAAGACUCUGGGCUUUAAAAUGGGCAACAGACACAAGUUUACUGGGAAGAAAGUGACUGUGGAGUUGCUUUCAGACAACAGACAUCUGUUAUUAGUGUUAAUGGAAGCAGAAAGAGCAUGGAGUUAUGCCAUGCAGCUUAAACAGGAAGCGAACACUGAGCCCCGAAAGCGUUUCCACCUGUUGGCUCGCCUGCGAAAGGCAGCCAAACAUGGGGAGCAGCUAGAGAAGUUGUGUGAGAGUCCCCGUGUGGAUGCCAAGACCAAACUAGAAGCUCAGGCAUACACUGCUUAUCUGAACGGCAUGGUUCAGUUUGAACUGCAGGAAUGGAAAUCUGCAAUGGAGGCCUUCAACAAGUGCAAGACCAUCUAUGAGAAACUGGCAAGUGCUUUUACUGAGGAGCAAGCAGUGCUUUAUCAUCAGAGAGUGGAAGAGAUUUCACCUAACAUCCGAUACUGUGCAUAUAACAUUGGUGACCAGAAUGCUAUAAACGACCUCAUGCAGAUGAGACUGAGUGCAGGAGGAGGGGGUGGCAUGAUGGCUGAAAAAUUGGAGGCGCUGAUUACUCAGACGAGAGCUAAGCAGGCAGCUGUGAUGAGUGAGGUUGAGUGGAGAGGCCGUACAGUGCCUGUCAGAAUUGACAAGGCCAGAAUCUUCCUGCUGGGUCUGGCAGACAAUGAAGCUGCUAUUAUACAGGCAGAUAAUGAAGAGACAAAGGAGCGCCUCUAUGAGAGCCUGCUGGCGGAGUGUAGAGACACCAUCCAAGCUGUCAGAGAGGAGCUCAGGACUGAUGUGAAGCAGAGAGAGAGAGCAGCAGAAGGUGCCGAUAGUGGCAAGGUGUCUAAUCUGCAAUACCUGCACAGCUACCUGACAUAUAUCAAACUGUGGACUGUGGUGAGGAGGAAUGAGAGCAUGGCUCAUGCGCUGCAAGCUAAACUGAAGGAGCCACAGACUGAUGAGAACAAGAGAGGACCACGACCACAGGACCUCAUACGACUCUAUGACAUCAUCCUGCAGAGUCUUGCUGAGCUGUCAUCACUGCAGGGUCUAGAGGAGGACCACACCUUCCAGAAAGAAGUAGCACUCAAGACACUGGUCUACAAAGCUUACAGGUGUUUCUAUAUAGCUCAGUCCUAUGUUCUGGUGAAGAAAUGGAGUGAAGCUCUGGUUCUGUAUGAAAGGGUUCUGAAAUAUACGAGAGAGGUCCAGUCCAAAGCCAAGAGCUUCAAUAACAGCCUUAAGGAUCUUCCUGAUGUCCAGGAGCUGAUUGCUGAGGUCAGUGCUGAAAAGUACUCCCUCCAAGCUGCAGCCAUCUUAGACACAGAGGAUGUUGCUGAGGUGCCCCCACAGCAGCAGAUUAAAGACACUACGCCUCUGUCUGAUCGUUUGGAUCAUUUCCGGCUAGACCCCACCCUCUUGAGCAAGCAGCCCAAUCUGGUGCAGUUCCCUCCAGAUUUCCAGCCAAUUCCAUGCAAGCCUCUCUUCUUUGACCUGGCUCUCAACCAUGUGGCUUUUCCACCUCUUGAUGAUAAGGUGGAGCAGAAGGGCAAGGGUGGCAUCACUGGCUACUUUAGAGGCUUCUUUGGCUUUGGAAGCUAAAUCUGGCCCGUUUGGCUGUAUUUGAAGUCAUCUGAAUAUAAAUAUCUCAUCAAGACCAAGAGUUAUGGAUCCUUACACAGUCAAACCAUUUCCCCAAAACAUGCCAUAAUUGGUUUAAGAGGUGUAAGUGCAGCCUGUUUGGUAGUAAAUUCAUACUGACUUUUUUUUGGGGUUAUAUAAAUUCUGCCAAGUAUAUUAAUCAGUGGUAAUGCUUCGUGCCUCUACACCCUCUAUCAUCCAGAGUUUGUUUAGUCUAUCUUUAUUUGAUUUGAUUUUUUUUUUUUUACUUAGAUGCCUUUGUUUGCCUAGAUCUCAGUCUGCCUAGCACAUUACAAAAGUGGGCUUAUUGUUUCACUGAAGAAGUCUAUACUUAACACCGCUGAGGAUCUCAAAUAUUUGUUCCAACUGUGGGCUUUAGUGGUCAAUCAUUCAUGUCAGUCAUUAUGAUGACAUGAUGAACUCAAUGUUUAUUCUAUUAGAGGAUGUUACAGUCACUUGAACAAUCAACUGUGACAGAACACAGGAAUUACCCUCAUCAUUAACCUGUCUGAUGUAUAGAUAAGGACUAUAGGAUAUAUCAUCUGUAAUGUACCUUAGAAAUAUAAACUGGCAUAAUUUUGUUUACAAAUCAUGACUUAUAUUUUAAACUAUCAUCUUAAUACAAAGCCAUAAAGAGGAAGCAAGCGAUUUGCUAGUGUUUUAUUUGUGAUUGUUUCCUACUAUAAUUUGCUAUCUUUUGUUCUAAAGAUUCCCUUGUUCUAACUAAUUGCUUUCAACUUGCAGAUGAGUUUUUGCUAAUUUUUUCAUUUUUUUUUUUUUUCAUUCCUUUUGUCAGUUUUGUGAGCAAAUGUUGGUGAGAAUUUAUUUAAUCUUCAACAAACACCAUGAUGAUGAUCCUAAAA
Sinocyclocheilus rhinocerous is the source of this 2762-nucleotide messenger RNA. RefSeq names its product signal recognition particle 68 (gene srp68). The coding region runs from base 76 to 1860 and encodes 594 amino acids. NCBI's taxonomy places the organism in Eukaryota, Metazoa, Chordata, Actinopteri, Cypriniformes, Cyprinidae. Gene Ontology annotation, molecular function: signal recognition particle binding; endoplasmic reticulum signal sequence receptor activity; 7S RNA binding. The record is from RefSeq and is a predicted model, not a curated record. Gene Ontology annotation, cellular component: signal recognition particle, endoplasmic reticulum targeting. The transcript is spliced from 16 exons. Gene Ontology annotation, biological process: SRP-dependent cotranslational protein targeting to membrane.